AUGGCCGUGGAAAAGCGUCUGGCUUACUCCAUUGUCCAGUUUUUACGGGAUCAAACCAACUCUGGGACGUUAAAUUCUGAUGAGCAAGAAAGCCUUGAAGUGGCAAUACAAUGUUUGGAGACAACCUUUAAAAUCAACUCCAGAGACGGCCACCUUGCUUUGAUUGAGCCGCUGAGAGAGAUUUUCCAUAACGCUUUGCUGAAGAACGAUGUCACGUCACAAGAUACUUCACCAUCUCCAGAGGACGCGGAGAAAGCAGAACAACUGAAGAACGAAGGAAACAACCACAUGAAAGAGGAGAACUACCACUGUGCACUGGAGUGUUACACCAAGGCCAUCGAUCUGGAUCUGAGGAACGCUGUUUACUACUCAAAUAGGGCUGCAGCGCACAGUAAAUUGGGUAAUUACACAGAGGCGACCAGCGACUGUGAGAGAGCCAUAAAGAUCGAUCCUACAUACAGUAAAGCAUAUGGAAGAAUGGGCUUGGCUUUGACAUCUAUGAGCAAAUAUCCAGAAGCCAUUUCAUAUUUCAAGAAAGCUUUGGUCUUGGAUCCAGACAAUGAUACAUAUAAAUCCAACUUGAAAAUUGCCGAACAGAAACUUAAAGAAGCAACUAGUCCGUUAGCGGCUGGGUUGGGCUUUGACAUGGCCAGCUUGAUCAACAACCCUGCCUUCAUCAGCAUGUGGUUUGUGACGUACGCGCGCGAGUGCGCAUGUGCAGAUGCCGUAGUCGGCCCACUUCCUGUCGCGUCUCUCAAACAUGGCGUGUUGUUGUCAGUGAAGGAACAUGAAAUUAACAGGACGUGGACAUUAGGACUACAUAAAGUCGUCUACAGUUGGCCUGAAUAUUACACACCGCCAAAAUGCUGUUGUUUUUGGAAAGAUUCCCUUGAGCCUGAUCAGUUGAACAAUGACAUAAGUAACAGAGAAUUGGCCACCACCGUUUUGUGGUACCUUGUUACAGACAGUCUUUUUGUCUGGGUUUUGGUAAACACUUUCUGUUGUUCGUUGAUGUUAGUUGCUAAGGUGAUUCAGUAUGUAGUGUUUGGACCGCUAAGAGUUAGUGAGAAGCAGCACUUGAAAGACAAGUUUUGGAACUUUAUUUUUUACAAAUUUAUUUUCAUUUUUGGAGUAUUAAAUGUGCAGACAGUAGAGGAAGUUGUCAUGUGGUGUUUAUGGUUCUCCGCACUGGUCUUUCUCCACCUUAUGGUCCAGCUCUGCAAAGACAGAUUUGAAUAUCUGUCAUUUUCACCCUCCACACCCAUGAAUAGCCAUGUGCGAGUGUUGUGUCUGCUAGUCUCUCUGCUCUUGGACUGCUGUGGACUGGCUGUUGGCUGUGGACUUCUUGGUGCUUCCCAUGGCAUGCACACUCUCUCCUUCAUGGCAGCAGAGUGUUUGCUGGUGACAGUCCGUACUGGUCAUGUCAUAAUGCGCUAUUCAAUUCAUUUGUGGGAUCUUAGCCAUGAUGGGACUUGGGAAAGUAAGGGAACGUAUGUCUAUUACACAGACUUCAUCAUGGAGUUAGCUAUGCUUUUCCUUGACCUUAUGCAUCACAUCCAUAUGCUGCUUUUUGGUAACAUUUGGUUGUCAAUGGCAAGUUUGGUCAUAUUUAUGCAGCUGCGCUAUCUAUUUCAUGAAGUCCAGCGCCGCCUCCGCAGACAUAAGAACUAUCUACGUGUCAUAAACAACAUGGAAGCCAGAUUUGCUGUUGCCACUCCUGAAGAGCUAGCUGCUAAUGAUGAUGAUUGUGCCAUUUGUUGGGAUGCCAUGGUUACAGCUCGUAAACUUCCUUGUGGACAUCUCUUUCACAAUUCAUGUUUGCGUUCCUGGCUUGAGCAGGACACGUCGUGUCCCACAUGCAGAAAAUCAUUAAACAUAAAUGGUGAUGGAGUUCAAACAAGAGACCAACAGCAAGGUCCAGCUCUGGAGGACAACAUGGGAGCUGCAGGGCCGGCUGUAGAGGCCAGACCACACAUUAACCAACAUAACCACUUUUUCCACUUUGAUGGGUCCCGCAUUGCAAGCUGGCUGCCAACUGACAGCGAUGGCCUAUCAAAUUCAGGAAAUGUUUGCCCACAAGUGCCCUUGUACUUGGUCAUGCAGGACUUGCAGCUGACGCUCGCAGGUCAGUCGGAUAUGUUGUCCAUCCACAGGAGGUCAUGUGUGGACGAUGACUUCCCCUCUUUGACCGGCCUGUUAAGGAGUUAG
Messenger RNA from Knipowitschia caucasica, 2208 nucleotides. NCBI's taxonomy places the organism in Eukaryota, Metazoa, Chordata, Actinopteri, Gobiiformes, Gobiidae. The record is from the annotation of a GenBank genome assembly.